AUGACAAAAGAGGAGCUCCUCGAAGACUUGAAGGAACUGAGCAAGGCCAUUGAUGACAGGGACAAGUUCAUAAAGGAGCAAGAGGUUAUGUUGGGUAAGAGAGACGCUAUGAUCGCUGUCAGGAACCGUCGCAUCCGCGAGCUAAGGCAAGAGCUUACCGAUGAGACACGUUGGGCGGAAGCUGAGCUCAAAAAUGUUAAACGCAUGGAUCUAGAGGUGAACAACCUCGAAGCUCAUGUGGGCAACUUGAAGCGCGAAAAUGCAGACCUAUGGCGCGACAACCAGAACCUUCUGGAUCGAGCUCACGAUGCGGAGCGGGAAGCAGCCUUGCGGCAGCGCCGAGCUUGA
This is a messenger RNA of Didymosphaeria variabile, 348 nucleotides long. RefSeq lists its product as uncharacterized. The transcript has 4 exons. Bases 1 to 348 code for a protein of 115 amino acids. The record is from RefSeq and is a predicted model, not a curated record. Lineage: Eukaryota; Fungi; Ascomycota; Dothideomycetes; Pleosporales; Didymosphaeriaceae.